Molecule: messenger RNA, 8987 nt
Organism: Nerophis lumbriciformis (worm pipefish)
Lineage: Eukaryota; Metazoa; Chordata; Actinopteri; Syngnathiformes; Syngnathidae
Gene: spag9a
Product: sperm associated antigen 9a
Biological process (GO): vesicle-mediated transport
Cellular component (GO): cytoplasm
Molecular function (GO): JUN kinase binding; kinesin binding; MAP kinase scaffold activity
Source: RefSeq, a predicted model, not a curated record
AAAACGACUAUUUUUCAAAAUAAAUUAAGUUUUUUAUUGGAUACAUUUAAUGAUAUAAUAUAUUUAGGGUUUGUGUAUAGAUGUUAUGAUUCAUUAUACGCGAUAAUAAGGAUGUUUUUGUCCGUAAGUGUGUUAGAACGCGAGGAUCAUGUGAGAGUCCUUGAAGGCAUCACGGAACAACAGGAAAAAAAGAGGAAGAGAUCCACGUCGUCGCCUCCCGCAUCUUAGUGGUCCGGUCCGGUCGAGUAAUGGUCUCGGUGUGCCCAGUCAUUCCAAGAAGCGGAUAAAGGUGUCCAUAGUGGCGAGGAAACGGGAACAAUACUUGCUUUUCGUACGGAGAGGACUGUAAAAAUGGAGCUGGAAGACGGAGUAGUGUACCAGGACGACCCGGGGACAUCAGCGAUGAUGUCUGAGCGGGUGUCGGGCCUGGCUAACUCCAUUUACCGCGAGUUCGAGCGGCUCAUCGGUAAGUAUGACGAGGACGUGGUGAAGGAGCUCAUGCCGCUGGUGGUGGCCGUCUUGGAGAACCUGGACUCGGUGUUCGCGGAGAACCAGGAGCACGAAGUGGAGCUGGAGCUGCUGAAGGAGGACAACGAGCAGCUCAUCACCCAGUACGAGCGGGAGAAAGCUCUGAGGAAGCACGCAGAGGAGAAGUUCAUUGAGUUCGAGGACACUCAUGAACAAGACAAGAAGGACCUGCAGAACCAUGUGGACAGAAUGGAGUCCCACUCUAGGCAACUGGAACUCAAGAUCAGGAACUACGCUGACCAGAUCAGCAGGUUAGAAGAGCGCGAGAUCGACCUCAAGAAGGAAUACAACUCCCUUCAUCAACGCCACACAGAGAUGAUCCAUAAUUAUAUGGAGCAUGUAGAGCGGAUCAAAAUGCAGCAGGCUAGUGAGACGUCUGAGUCAAGCAGCGUUGGCAGAGUACGAAGAGACCGUCCUCUUUCAUUGGGCGUCUUUCCAACAUCCGGUGGGGCAUCUCUACUGAUUCCAGAGGCACAGACGCGUGCAGAGACACCAAGCACAGAGGGCUGGAGGUUCACAGACAAAACACAACCUCGCUCCAACACAAGCAUCCAGCAGGACUUUGCCUACCCCCCAAAGGAAAAGGAGGGUAAGAGUGUGCAAGACUCUACUUGGGGGAGUUCACUGGCUGACGACUGCAAGGAGGAGAUGUCGGACUUCACUGGCUCUAAGUCAAUGUCCUCGAUCGCUUCGGAUGUGGAGAGGGAGGAUGGUACCAGUAAGAGCACAGAGGUGCAAGCGGCUCCAGGGACUAGGUCGAUAUCAGUCGGUUUACCUGAAAAUGAAGACAGCUCAGACGUGAAGGACAUCAUUGAGUCCACCCCUGAACUUGAUAUGGAUCUGACUGGCUACAAGGGAUGCAGCACCCCGACUAAAGGCAUUGAGAACAUGGCGUUUGACCGCAACACAGACUCUCUGUUUGCAGAGCUGUCGUCUACAGGAGCAGGUGUCAUUGGGGAUGUAGAUGAAGGUGCUGACCUGCUGGACCUUAGUUUGAUUGGUAUGGGCCGGGAAGUGGAAAAUCUCAUUCAGGAGAACUCGCAACUGCUUGAGACAAAGAAUGCCCUGAACGUGGUAAAUAAAGACUUAAUAUUGCAAGUGGAUGAGCUGACCUGUGAGAAGGAGAUGCUGCAGGGGGAGCUGGAGACUGUGCUCCUGGCCAAAAUGAAGCUGGAUGACAAAAACCGAGAGUUGGAGGAGGAACUUAAAAAAGUGCGACUUGAGAUGGAUGAGGUGCUACAUAAAACAAAAGAAGAAGAAGAUAGCGAUGUGCCCACAGCCCAAAGGAAACGCUUCACCAGGGUGGAAAUGGCCCGAGUGUUGAUGGAACGGAACCAGUACAAAGAGAGACUGAUGGAGUUACAAGAAGCAGUGCGGUGGACAGAGAUGAUCCGGGCUUCAAGAGAAAAUCCAGCUCUCACAGAGAAAAAGAAAUCCAGCAUCUGGCAGUUCUUCAGCAGACUCUUUAGCUCCUCCUCCAACACUCCUGCCAUAAAGAAGAUGGAGCCUCAGUCCAAUGUAAAAUACAACGCUCCGGGCAGCCUGGUGAAACGAAGCAGCACAUUCUCUCAGUUCCCUACGGAGAAGUCCAAAACCUUCGACUUCCUCAAUGAAGACAAAGACCAGUGCAGUUCACCAUCACGCAAAGAGCAGAAGCGAGCCCAGUACAGACAGGUCAAAGCUCAUAUGCAGAAAGAUGACGGGAGAAUCACUGCACACGGCUGGAGUCUUCCGAGCAAGUACAAGGGAACUAAUGGUGGACAAACGGAGAACAAAAUGAACCUACCGGUGCCCGUAUAUUUGAGACCUUUGGAACACAAGGAUGCUUCUUUGAAGCUAUGGUGCGCUGCUGGGGUCAACCUUUUCGGGUGUAGGACGUCAAUCCAGUCUGAGCUCCCAAAGCAGAUGAAGGGCUCUCACAGUAGCCUGGAUCAUUUGGAGCAAGAAAACAAGGAACAAGAGAAAGUUGAGCAGAAGGAGGAGCUGAUUCUUCAGGAUGAAAUGUCUAGUCGUGUGUGGGUGUGCACCAGCACCCACUCUUCCACCAAGGUCUUAGUUGUGGAUGCUGCUCAGCCGUCGGACCUUAUCGACAGUUUCUACGCCUGCAACACCCACAUCGUCUGCAUUGCCAGUGUGCCAGGUGUGUCGGAGUCCGAUUACCCCGCAGGCGAGGAAGUACCUCAGGAUGUGGACGCAAGCCAGGGUGAUGUGGUGUCUCUGGCUGGCAGCGUGGCCAGCGUGGGCUCAGCAGGCAGUGACAGCACCCUGGCGGCUGAGGGUACCACCGCCAUACCCCAGACGGCCAGCAUAGGUGUUUUUGACCAGCCAGCAGAGCACAGUGCCAUCUCUAGCUCAGCUGAGUUGUCCAGGCAGACAAGCCCAGCAGAGGUUCCCACUGCAGAAGAGGCGACCGAAGCAACAGAGGCAAAUGCUGGCGUGAGUGAAGAGGGAGAUGAGGACCAAGGAGCCGAUCAAAGCCAGCCAGGAAUCUACACAGAGCACGUUUUCACUGACCCAUUGGGAGUAGGGCCCACUGAGUCCUGUUCUACUAACGUCCUAAGUGGCUCUGCAACAUCCUUGCCUGAUGACUCAGACCCUUCAGUUCUGGAGGUCAAGAGGAUGAGCAGUGCCCUUCCCACCAUGUGGCUGGGAGCCCAGAAUGGAUGUCUGUAUGUCCACUCAUCCGUGGCACGAUGGAGGAAGUGUCUUCAUGCCAUCAAGCUGAAAGACUCUAUCCUCAGCAUAGUGCAUGUUAAAGGCAGAGUCAUGGUAGCACUUGCGGAUGGAACUUUGGCAAUUUUCCACAGAGGCCUUGAGGGACAGUGGGACCUGACAAAUUACCACUUGCUGGAUCUGGGACGGCCCCAUCACUCAAUCCGCUGCAUGACCGUCGUCCACGACAAGGUGUGGUGCGGCUACAGGAACAAGAUCUACAUCAUCCAGCCCAAAGCAAUGAGGAUAGAGAAGUCGUUCGACGCACACCCACGCAAGGAGAGCCAGGUCCGGCAGCUGGCCUGGGUCGGAGAUGGUAUUUGGGUGUCCAUCCGACUGGAUUCAACUCUUAGAUUGUUUCAUGCUCACACCUACCAGCACCUCCAGGAUGUGGACAUUGAACCCUACGUUAGCAAGAUGCUCGGUACGGGAAAACUGGGCUUUUCUUUUGUGAGAAUUACAGCUCUUGUGGUGUCCUGCAAUCGACUCUGGGUGGGAACUGGAAAUGGCGUCAUCAUUUCUAUACCAUUGUCUGAAGCCAACAAGACGUUUGGAAAUGCUCCAAAUCGGCCUGGCAGUGCCGUACGGGUAUACAGUGACGACGGAGCAGAUGGCGUCCUGCCAGCUACCUUUGUGCCGUACUGUUCCAUGGCUCACGCCCAGCUCUGCUUCCACGGACAUCGAGAUGCCGUCAAGUUUUUUGUCACUGUGCCAGGCCAGGCAAUGCCACCUCCAGGUACUGCUGAUUCAGGCUCUGAUGACCCUCCGUCGGAAUCCUCAGACACAAACCCCACGGAGCCCAAAACGUACUUGGUGAUGAGUGGAGGAGAGGGCUAUAUUGACUUCAGAAUGGGUGACGAAAGCGGAGAGCUGGACGGCGUGUCCGAACCCACGUCCGGCCAGCAGUCGGCGCCAACCAAGGCUGAGCGGAGCCACCUUAUCGUCUGGCAGGUGGCGACCUCCGUUGAUUGAACCACUGCCACACAUGGACCACCCACUUUAGCCCCCGGCAUGCGCGACUUCAGUUUUUUAAAUAUUUCCUUCACUACUUUAUAAAAAAAAAAAAAAACAUUUAUUUUAUAAUUAGCGUUUUUGUACAGUAUGUUCCUAAAGGAAAUAGGGAUGUUUGCGUCCAGGAGGUUGGAGACACUGUGGCGACUAGUGUGGACAAUUUUAAAGGACGACGCCAUUUCACGCUGGAGGACGCUUGAGGCAUUUUUUGCAGACAUGGAAGAAAAAAAGGGAUUAUCUAAGGUAUUAUUUCAUAUUUACACAUGACAAAACUUUAACGUUUGUAUACCACACGUCUCAGUGUCAGAGCUCAGGUGUGCGCGUGUGCAUGUGUGUGUGUGUGUGUGUGCGAUCAUCUCAGUUCACUGCAGGACGUAGAGUUUAGGCAUGUCGUGUUCUUCCCAUUUCACAGUGGUACAAUUUGGUACCGUAAUGUGAUCUUGGCGCCUUCUCCGCCUGUUGACAAUAGGACCAAAGUGUGCUGCGUUCUGAAAAUAUACUUAAUUUGUGAGUUCCACCGUACAAUAUAUCUAUCAAGAAAAUAAUUACAAUUAUUUUCCUGAGAUAGAUCAUUAAAACUAAGGAUGGACGUAUUAAUACAUUUGAAGAAACUAAGUUAAAGUUAAAGUAUCAAUGAUUGUCACACACACACCAGGUGUGGUGAAAUUAACCUCUGCAUUUGAUCCAUCCCCUAGUUCACCCCCUGGGAGGUGAGGGGAGCAGUGAGCAGCAGUGCUCGGGAAUCAUUUUGGUGAUCUAAUUGCCAAUUCCAACCCUUGAGUCUGACUGCCAAGCAGGGAGGUAAUGGGUCCCAUUUUUAUAGUCUUUGGUAUGACUCGGCCGGGGUUUGAACUCACGACCUACCGAUCUCUAUCACAAUGCCACUGAGCAGGUGCAGUACUUAUCUGCAACCGGCGCUAUUUAGUAUGUGUGUAAUCUAAAAAUAUUUAUAAAAGAUACAACAAUCAGCAGUUAUAUUUCCAAUUAGGUGCUCAACAAAAUUGUGUCUCCAGUUGAUGCACAGAUGAGUGUAUACGGACUGCGAGUCGUGCACGUAGGCCUGGGCGAUAUUUCGAUUUUGACGAUAUAUUCGAGGUUUUUACUAUUGCAGACGAUUUAAAAACCAAACAUCGAUUUUUUUCUCUUCUUGCUCUGACAUACUUUUUGCCCCUUUGCACCUUUGGUUUGGCGGCAACACGCGUAGAACAAGUGACUGCACGCUGCAAAGUUUGUUUCAAAAAGAGAGGAUCCCAACAAACUUAUUCUUGCAUCUGAAACCGAAGCCUCCAGUCGAGUGCGGUAAAUACAACUCUUUACAAGGCAAAGAAGACUGCAUGAACAAACUACGGGCUAAAAAUGCAUCUUAUUGUGAUGGAAUCGUUUCCACCAGGUAUGUAUGAUGAGGAAGAAGCACAAUGCGUAGAGCGAUCACUAAAGCAGUGACUCUGCACAUCGCCUAGAUCAGGGGUGUCAAACGUACGGCCCGUGGGCCGGAUCAGGCCCGCAAACAGGUUUUAUCCGGCCCGCGGGAUGAGUUUGCGAAGUAUAAAAAUGAGCCGAAAUUAUUGAAUUAAAUAAACCGCUGCUCUAAAUGUGUCCACUAGAUGUUGCAAUAACAAUUUUUUGUAUCUUUGUAGAUUAUGCUACAUAUGUAAAAAAAACACAUGAUGUUAGUGCACCAGUCCAGGAAAAUGAGCAAACUACAUAAAUAACAUCCUGUAAUUUGAUUUUGAUAUUUUUUUUAUCUUGAUGGAUUGAAAAUUAACACCAAUGAGUUGACUGAACAUUAUCACAGAAUUUAUUCAGAAAGUAUAAAUAACGACAAAUAAAGAUAGAAUGCACGCAACAUGUAAGUGUAAAAAAAAAAAAAACAUCAUUAUGAUGUGUACAUUUCCAGAAUGCGCUUGUUCUAUUUUUAAACAAAGAAAACAAUCUGAAGCUGUCUUUAUUUUUAAGUUAUUGUGCCGUGAUUUUACCAGUCCGGUCCACUUGGAAGUAGAUUUUUCUCCAUGUGGCCCCCGAUCUAAAAUGAGUUUGACACCCCUGGCCUAGAUCUUUGAAUGAAAAAUCCUGCCUUUAUUACGAAAACUAUUAUAUAGUCUUCUAAAUGUUUUAAUUGAUUAUUUAUUUGCAUACAUCGUAUAAUACUAUAUUUUUAUUUACAGAAGUAUUUUAUUCAAGACAGUAAUUUUAAGUUUGUACUUCACUGAUCGCAAUGUUGGAGAUUAUUUAUUUGCAUGCAAUGUGAGAUGUAACAUUUUUGUUAACAUAACUAUUUUAUUCAAGACCAAAGUAUUGCUUCCCAGAGGAAGCUCAUGAUUUAGUUUUUUAAAAAUAUUUCCAUAAAAAUUACAAUUUAUAUUUAGUAUAAAAAAAACAUUACACAAAUCAGAAUUUUGCUAAGAGUAAGAUGCAGUGUCAUUUCAAACUAUUAGUUUUGAUCAAAUAAAAUAAACUUGCUUUGAAUUGUCUCUGUCAUUUGAUGGUUUCUUUAAAAAGUAGGGGGGGGGGGGGGGGGCGUAAAUCGGUAAGAUUUUAUUUUUAGUCCCAAUCGCCCAGGCCUUGGUGCACAUGAAGUGAAUUUAAUUUUGAGUUUUAUUUCGGCAAAAUGUAUUCUUUAGAUUUGUUUACUGGUCAACUUUUAUUGGUGAACCAGCGUUCAAGACAUUCCCGUGUUUGUGCGUGGGAUUUUGUUUGUCUGUGUGUGUGUGUGUGUGUGUGUGUGUGUGUGUGUGUGAGUCUGCUCUGCAAGUCUAAGUUGUUUCCAUUUGUGUGAGAGGAUUUCAGUGCUUCCUCUUCUUGUUUCAUCGACACUUUAUCAUGUUAGAUUAGAUGAGUUUUCAUAGAUAAGGGGUGGCAUACAUCAGUAAACCGGGCCCACAGAAAAUAAAAUACAGUUGGGCCUUCCCCCAAACCCCCAAUAAACUGUAUUACUGGAUGAUAUUUUCUGGUGUUUCCUGAACAAGGGGUGUUCCGAUACGAUAAUGAUAUCUGUUCGAUAUCAGCAAAAAGAUAAUUAUUGGAUAUGGAACUUUCCGAUACAAGCAGUCCUACAGCCAGUCAACAUCUAAAUGUCCUCCAAUAAACACACAAGAUUGCUCUUGUACUUUAGUCAAGUCAUUUAGGUUAUAGGCUAUUAGGAGGGAGCAGCUACACGACAGCUAAGCACACCAUAGCACUUAAGUUAGACAUACACAAAGUCUCCAAACCAGAAGCGUAUUAGAAAGUAUCCUGUAACAAACGUGUCCACAUCAAUCUAUUUAUUGCGUCACAAGCUUAACUUCAUGGACUAUUGUGGCCACAAGGUGUCACCAAAAAAACAAUUACCACUCUUCAAUUUAAAGAUCGCAUGGGUCCAUUCUAGUCCAUUUUAAGAAUACAUUGGUUAUAGGGCUGCAACUAACAAUUAAUUUGAUAAUCGAUUAAUCUGUCGAUUAUUACUUCGAUUAAUCGAUUAAUAAUCGGAUAAAACAAACAAACUACAUUACUAUCCUUUCCAGUAUUUUAUUGAAAAAAAACCAGCAUACUGGCACCAUACUUAUUUUGAUUAUUGUUUCUCAGCUGUUUGUACAUGUUGCAGUUUAUAAAUAAAGGUUUAUAAAAAAAAAAAAGCCUCUGCGCCUAGCAUAGAUCCAACAAAUCGAUGACUAAAUUAAUCGCCAACUAUUUUUAUAAUCGAUUUUAAUCGAUUUAAUCGAUUAGUUGUUGCAGUCCUAAUUGGUUAGUGUUUUUCAUACAUACCAUUGUUCUCUGAGUAAUUUCACUUGAUCUAACCUUUUGUAGCAAUUUCCCACGGCAAAAUAAAGUACGUACAUUUCCUGCUGAUAUCGUAUCGGAUCAAAACAGGUAUUGGCCAUUAACCAACGUGCCAUCGGAAGUGUAAAAAGCUGUAUCGGGACAACCCUGAUUGGAACUAAAAAAUAUGUUUUCUUUAGCUCACCCACUGAGGUUUGUUUCACAGGUUUGAAAAAUAAGAUUUGCUCUAUUUUUCUCAAGCUGCUGUGCCUCCCACUUUUAUAAUCUUUGGAUUGAUUAGAAGAACAAUAACCCAAACUACAGCUCUCAUGUGCCAAUAAUGCGUGGGCCCUGAAAAGGAAGUAGAACGACUACUAUAAUCAAGUAAAGGUUGAAUAGGACGUUUUGGCCAUGUGUAAUAUUUGAGUGUGUCAACAUUAUCUAUUGAGGAUUUUUUUGUUGUGUUUUUUUUUUUUUUCCUGAAUCCGUCUUUUAAAUUUUGGAAGUAUUUCAAGAGACCAAGUUUGGUCUUAGUCCUAUCAUUUUGUCUUCUUACCAUUCCAGUAUUUAUUUGCUUUGUAUAAGAGCCAACCUUGGUUCAGAAUGUAACUUUUUAUGAAACCAGGCUUUUUAUUGGUAACGAUGAGUUUACAUGAUUGUUCAUUUUAAAGCAUUAAAAGAAAUCGUUUUUGGCAAGCCACCGGAUCAAAUUUUGCUGAGAGUAACUAAAGAGUUUGAUGUUCUAAAGCUAUGCAUGUUUUUUAAGACCACACUGCAAUGUUGGUGUGUAUGUGGAAGAGUUUGAAAGCAAAACACAUAUGUCCGCCCGUUUGUUUGUGGGUGGCUGAUUUUUUUUAAAUUUUUUAUUUCCUAUCGUGUUUGCACUUUGUGUGUUUCCAUCUGUAAAAAAAAAAAACAUUUCUGGAUGCCAUAACAAGUUUUCCUCCUGGUCAGUGUUUUUGAAAUGAACAUCAUAGCCUUAUUUUUAACAAUCUAUUAAA